AUGAUGGCCUCAGGUUAUAUGCCGCGUACCAGAGAGUACAGGGGAAUUCAGCCUAAUUCUGUUGCUAUUAGAGCGAGAAACCCUUUGAAAAAACCAGCCGACUGGUUCAUCAGGAAAAAUAGAGAAGUUGGAGAACGUUUGCAUGAAAUGGAAAUUCAAGUUCAGGAGCAGAAAUUGAGAGACAUUCGAACAGAUUUUGAGACAAGCGGAGAAAGACGUAUUCUGAUAACAAAUGUUAAAAGCCAUGUAAAAACACUGAUGGAUGCUAAUGAAUGCACACUGGAGUGUAGACGAGAAAAGUUGCAGAACAUGCUGGCCAAUGAGGAAGCUUGUUAUAUGAAAGAAAUUGAAGAACAGAAAGAGACAGUGCUGGAGAGACAAGCAAAGAUGAGGGAAAGAGCAAAGUUCCUGAAGGACAAGCGAGAAUCAGAGAGACUUGCAUUUGCCCAACAGAAAUAUGACCAGCAGUUCAGAGAACAAUGUGAAGAACUGAGAUCGGCAUUAAGCAAGAAGCACUAUGAAGAAAUCUGCCUUGAUCGUCUUGACCAGCUUCAACAAAAGGAAGAGGCUGCUUUGGAAAGGCAAGCCUACGAUGAUAUGUAUGCCAGGUUAUGGGAACAGGACAUGUUGGAAAAAGCAGCCAGAGAGGAACGAGAGGUCAAGGAACUCCACGAGAGAAAUCGAGGCACACUAGAAAUUCAGAGAAAGCAGAUGGCAGCUUUAGAGGCUCAAAGACAAGAAGAAAAAAAACUGAAGGAAGAAGAAGCUCAGAUUAUGAAAGAGCAACAGGCACUGUGGAAACUAGAGGAUGAAAUGAAGAAGAAGGAAAAGAUUCAAAAGCAGAAUGAGACAAGGGUAAUGUUGGAACGAACACUAGCAGCCAAGGCAAGAAAGAAAGCAAAAGAGGAGCAGGAGCAGCUAGCAUUUGACGUAAAGAUGUUGGAGCAGCUUCUUCAUGAAUCCCAUCAUGAAACUGUGGAAGCCAUGGAACGCAAGAGAGAACUCAGAGAAGAAGACAGAAGGUACCGCGAGUAUCUGAGAAAGUUGCUGGAGGAAGAAAAUGCUAGACAGAAGGAGCUGGACAAAUUUAUUCAACAGGAGGUAGAUGCAGCUUGGGAGAAACGCAUGGAGCAGUGGAGAAAGGAAAAAAUGGCCCGCAAACUUCUCAUGAAUGAGGUGAUGGAGGGCAGGGCCAAGCAGCUCAAGGAGAGAUUACAAGAGAAUGAACGCCUUCAAGCAGAGGCUGCAAGAGAACGAGAACAACUUCUUUAUCAGAUGGAAGAAAAUAGAAGAUGUGAGGCUGAAGAAAAUGCUAGACGUUUGGAAACGGGUCUCAAGCACCAGCGUGACCUGGUUGAUCAAAUCUCUUGGAACACAAGAGCUAGAGAUGAGGAAAGAGAACUUGAGAAAGAUGAAUUAAAGAAGGCACAGCAAACAGAGCUAGAGUUUCAAGCCCGUAAACAGCAUGUCUUAAGCAAUCCAUUGAUAGAAAAAAUCCACCCAAUGAGAAGGGCAAUACUGGCUCAGACUCAACGAUGUUGA
Molecule: messenger RNA, 1542 nt
Organism: Candidula unifasciata
Lineage: Eukaryota; Metazoa; Mollusca; Gastropoda; Stylommatophora; Geomitridae
Source: the annotation of a GenBank genome assembly